Juglans microcarpa x Juglans regia is the source of this 585-nucleotide messenger RNA. RefSeq lists its product as uncharacterized. The record is from RefSeq and is a predicted model, not a curated record. NCBI's taxonomy places the organism in Eukaryota, Viridiplantae, Streptophyta, Magnoliopsida, Fagales, Juglandaceae. Bases 1 to 585 code for a protein of 194 amino acids. The transcript has a single exon.
AUGCCUUUUGGGCUGACAAAUGCCCUUGCAACAUUUAUGGAACUGAUGAAUUGGAUUUUUCGGCAAUACUUGGAUAGUUUUGUAGUAGUAUUCUUAGAUAACAUAUUGAUCUACUCCCAUGAUGAGGAAGAGCAUAAGAGGCACUUAAGGAUUGUAUUGGAGAUAUUACAAGAACAUCGAUUGUAUGCCAAACUUAGUAAGUGUGAGUUCUGGCUCUGCGAGGUGAAAUUUUUGGGACAUGUGAUUUCUGGCAAAGGAGUGGCAGUGGACCCUAUGAAGACUGGUGCUAUAAUAGAAUGGCAAAGGCCAACUAGUGCUCAUGAAGUACGUAGUUUCCUCGGUAUGGUAGGAUACUACCGAAGGUUUGUAGAAGGGUUUUCUAGACUUUCUAGCUCUUUAACGGCUCUGACAAGGAAGAAUGCUAGAUACGCAUGGACAAAGCAGUGUAAGAAGAGUUUUCAGGAAUUGAAAAAGAGGUUAACUUCGGCCCUAGUUUUAGCACUACCAGAACCUCACAAGCCCUAUGUAGUAGUCUAUAGUGACGCCUCUAGGAUGGGUUUGGGAAGCGUUCGGGAUGCGUUCUAA